Charadrius vociferus (killdeer) is the source of this 1194-nucleotide messenger RNA. RefSeq names its product synaptotagmin VIII (gene SYT8). The transcript has 8 exons. Bases 1 to 1194 code for a protein of 397 amino acids. Gene Ontology annotation, molecular function: calcium-dependent phospholipid binding; syntaxin binding; calcium ion binding. The record is from RefSeq and is a predicted model, not a curated record. Gene Ontology annotation, cellular component: synaptic vesicle membrane; axon; dense core granule. Lineage: Eukaryota; Metazoa; Chordata; Aves; Charadriiformes; Charadriidae. Gene Ontology annotation, biological process: regulation of dopamine secretion; regulation of calcium ion-dependent exocytosis; synaptic vesicle endocytosis.
AUGGCAGUGGCAGCCAGGAAAGGCACGGCGACGGCCUCCCCGCUUGCCAGCAGCCCCGUGGCCAUCGCCACCACGGCUCAGCCGGGCUUCCUGGGCGGCUGGCUUAGCCGGAUCCCAUUACCCAAAUGGGCGCUCAUCGCGGUGGCUGUGGCAGCGGCCGUCCUCCUCCUCCUCUUCCUCGUCUGCAUCAUCAGGUGCUGCUGUUGCAAGAAGAAGCCCAAGAAGAAGGAGAGAGUCAGCUUGCACGCUGUCAGCAGCUCCACCACAGCCAGCCUUGUCCAGCCUGAGAUGGAGGACCUGGAGCGGGGCGUGGAGCAGACUGGGCGAGGAAAGCUGCAGUACUCCCUGGAAUACAACUUCCGUGCGCAGGAGCUGAAAGUUGGCGUGAAGCAGGCAGCUGAGCUGAAGGCAAUGGACAGCGGAGGCACAUCUGAUCCAUAUGUGAUAGUCUACCUAACGUCUGAUAUGAAGAAAAAGUAUGAGACCAAGGUUUACCGCAAGACCCUGAACCCCAUCUUCAAUGAGAGCUUCACUUUCCUGGUACCCCAGGCAGAGGUGCCGGAAUCCACACUGGUGAUGCAGAUCUAUGACUUCAACCGCUUUGCCAAGCAUGACAUCAUUGGUGAGAUAAGGCUGCCCCUGGCCAGCGUCAACCUGCAGCAUGUCAUUGAGCAGUGGAGCAACCUGGCGGCGGCCAGUAAAGUGGAGGAAGAGCAACCGGGCGAGAUCUGCUUCUCACUGCGCUAUGUUCCCAGCACUGGCAAGCUGAUGGUGCUCAUCCUGGAAGCCAAGAAGCUGAAGCGGAUGGACUCCCAUGGGCUCUCAGAUCCUUUUGUCAAGGUGCAUCUCAUCCUGAACAGGAAGAAAUGGAAGAAGAAGAAGACAAGUGUGAAGAAAAACACCUUAAGCCCUUACUUCAACGAGGUGUUUGUUUUUGAGGUGCCUUUCAAUCAGAUCCAGAAUGUGGAUGUGGUCAUCUCCGUCUGGGAUCAUGACAAAGUGACCAAGAACGAGCCCAUUGGCAAACUCUUCCUGGGCUGCCGGGCCACAGGCAACCAGCUGCGGCACUGGUCUGACAUGCUGUCCAACCCACGCCGGCCCCUCGCCCAGUGGCACAGCCUGCAGCCCCCAGAUGUGGUUGACAAAGCCCUGGGACUGAAGUCCCACCUCAAGCUGCCCCUGCCCCCCAGAUAG